AUGGAGGUGAAAGCGGUGAAAGCGAAAGUGAAAGCAGCGAAACCCGCCAGGCCACCUGCCAGCGCUUCACCGCCCGCUUCACCGCCCGCGCCGGUCGAUGCCAAGCCGGCCAAGCCGGCCAAGCCGGCGGCGAAGCCGGCGGCGACGCCGGCGGCGAAGCAGGUGCCGGCGUUGAAGGCCCUGGCCGCUCCGAAGUCGCGGAUUGCCUCAACAACUGGAGGUAGCGCCAAGUCGCAAGCUGCCAAGGUCCCUGGAUCACGGCCUUUGACCCGGGUGUCCAGUAAAGCACUGGAGAAGAAGGCCAAGGAGAUGGAACAGAACGUCAAGGCAGCACAGGCUGCCUGCUUGAGGGACAGCCGUCAAAGCUCUGGACGCUUGAAGUCCCUGGAGGCGGAAGCUGCAUCUCUCCGUAGAGCACUGGAGGCUUAA
Cladocopium goreaui is the source of this 429-nucleotide messenger RNA. NCBI's taxonomy places the organism in Eukaryota, Dinophyceae, Suessiales, Symbiodiniaceae. The record is from the annotation of a GenBank genome assembly.